Pestalotiopsis fici W106-1 is the source of this 1560-nucleotide messenger RNA. RefSeq lists its product as uncharacterized. NCBI's taxonomy places the organism in Eukaryota, Fungi, Ascomycota, Sordariomycetes, Amphisphaeriales, Sporocadaceae. Gene Ontology annotation, cellular component: membrane. Gene Ontology annotation, molecular function: transmembrane transporter activity. Gene Ontology annotation, biological process: transmembrane transport. The record is from RefSeq and is a predicted model, not a curated record. The transcript is spliced from 4 exons. The coding region runs from base 1 to 1560 and encodes 519 amino acids.
AUGUCACUCGACAACGAGAAGCCAGAUGUCACCAUGGCUGAAGUCAGGGGGGACCCCAAAAUGACCCAAGAAGAAGCAAUGCCCUAUGCUCUUCUGAGCGAGGACGAUGCUGCCUUUAUGAACAGAUUCACUGAGGAGCAGAGGAUGAAACUCCUCCGCAAGAUUGACUGGCGCCUCAUUCCUGCUUUGGGAUUCCUCUACCUCAUCAGUUACCUCGACCGUGCCAAUAUUGGAAAUGCCAAUAUCGAGGGCCUCUCGGUAGACAUUGGCCUCACCGGAAAUCAGUUCAAUGUUGCUCUAGCCAUCUUCUUCAUUCCAUACAUUCUCCUGGGCACGUCAACUCCUCUCCUCAUCCCCGCGAACAUGGCACUCAAGUGGUUCAAGCGCCCUUCGCUCUGGAUCGCCAUCAUGACAACGACUUGGGGCACUGUCCUGCUCUGCAGUGGCUUUGUCCGGAACUAUGCUGGUCUGCUUGUAUGUCGUGUGCUUCUGGGCGUGACAGAGGCGGGUUUCUUCCCUGGCGCUAUCCUCAUCGUCACCAACUGGUACAAUUGGAGUGAGGUUGGUGUCCGUGUCGCCCUCUUUUACACAUCAAGCGCCUUGGCCGGUGCCUUCUCAGGCCUCUUGGCCUAUCUUAUUGCCAAGAUGGACGGUAUUGGUGGAUACGAGGGAUGGCGAUGGAUCUUCCUCCUAGAGGGCGGUGUCAGUACCAUCAUUGGACUCGCUUGUCCCUUCAUAAUAAUCGACACACCCGCUGCUUCAAAUUGGCUUACCGAAGACGAGAAGCGCUACUUGACUCUGCGUAAGGAGAUUGAGGAUGGUGGCCGCGAAGUCCAGGCCAAGGGCCACAAGAUUACUGGCAAGGUCGUAUUGGCCACCCUGACCGACUGGAAGAUCUACCUACAGGCCAUCAUCGCGCUUUCCAACACUAUCCCCAAUUACGGCUUCAAGUUUACCAUGCCCCAGAUAAUGAAGAACAUGGGCUACACCUCGGCUAACGCCCAACUCCUCACCAUCCCGCCUUAUGUGCUGGGGGCUAUCAGUGCUUACUUGUCAGCCCGCUUUGCUGAUCGGUUCAAGUGGCGCAUGCCCUUCAUCGUUGGGCCCCAGAUCUUGGUUCUCAUCGGCUUUGCCAUCACUUGCGCGUACUCUCAGGAUAUUAAGAACCGUAUCGCCGAGAACUACUUCGCUGUCUCUCUGGCUUGCAUCGGUUUGUAUCCUAUCAUCCCUGGCGCCAACGCAUGGAACUCGAACAAUCUCGCAGGUCCAGCGAAGCGAAACGUGGGUAUCGGUCUACUAGGUACUUUUGCCAGUGCUGGUGGUCUUGCAGGCUCCUUCAUCUACGUCGAGAGUGAGGCUCCGAAGUAUCCCACUGGCUUUGGUAUGUCACUUGGUAUGGCUGCUGCAGGCAUUGUAGCGGCCCUUGCUCUAGAGUUCUUGCUAUGGCGCAUCAACAAGACCAACGAGAAGUACACAUUCGAGGAGAUCAAGAUGAAGUACACAGAUGAUGAGCUAGCGGAUAUGGGUGAUAAGUCGCCUUUGUUCAAGUACAAGCUGUAG